AGCUGGCAAGGCCGCCACGCCCUUGGGGCACGUGGGGACUCAGGCGCUAUCUCGGGAGAGGGCAGGCGGGGUCCGCCCAGCGCGGCUUCGCGCCCAUUGCGGGUCCCGCAGCCCCCCACCAUGCCAUCCCAGAUGGAGCACGCCAUGGAGACCCUCAUGUUCACCUUCCACAAGUACGCAGGGGACAAGAACCACCUCAGCAAGGAGGACCUGCGGAUGCUGAUGGAGAAGGAGUUCCCCGGCUUCUUGGAGAACCAGCGGGACCCGAUGGCCCUGGACAAGAUCAUGAAGGACCUGGACCAGUGCCGGGACGGCAAGGUGGGCUUCCAGGGCUUCUUCUCGCUGGUGGCCGGCCUCACCAUCGCCUGCAAUGACUACUUCGUGCUGCACAUGAAGCAGAAGGGCAGGAAGUGAGAGCAGCACCCAUGGGUGCUGCCCUGAUGCCCCUGGGUGCUGCCCUCCCCAUGGGUCCUGCCCCCCACCCCUGGGCACUGCUUCCAUGCCCAUGGGUGCUGC
Messenger RNA from Haliaeetus leucocephalus (bald eagle), 516 nucleotides. RefSeq names its product S100 calcium binding protein A10 (gene S100A10). The record is from RefSeq and is a predicted model, not a curated record. NCBI's taxonomy places the organism in Eukaryota, Metazoa, Chordata, Aves, Accipitriformes, Accipitridae. Bases 121 to 414 code for a protein of 97 amino acids. The transcript is spliced from 3 exons. Gene Ontology annotation, cellular component: cytoplasm.